Molecule: messenger RNA, 3395 nt
Organism: Hipposideros armiger (great roundleaf bat)
Lineage: Eukaryota; Metazoa; Chordata; Mammalia; Chiroptera; Hipposideridae
Gene: MLXIPL
Product: MLX interacting protein like
Exons: 16
Coding region: 42-2732 (896 amino acids)
Biological process (GO): regulation of transcription by RNA polymerase II
Cellular component (GO): nucleus
Molecular function (GO): RNA polymerase II cis-regulatory region sequence-specific DNA binding; protein dimerization activity; DNA-binding transcription factor activity, RNA polymerase II-specific
Source: RefSeq, a predicted model, not a curated record
CGAGCCGCGGCGGCUCCAAGCCUAGGCGAGGCGGGGUGGCGAUGGCCAUGGCCGGGACGCUGGCAGGUCUGGUCGCAGGCUUACAGGGCUCGCAUGUCGUCCCCAGCCCGGACUCAGACUCAGACACAGACUCGGAGGACCCCAGUACUCGCCGCAGCACCGGCGGGUUGCUCUGCUCGCAGGUCAUCCACAGCGGUCACUUUAUGGUGUCAUCGCCGCACAACGAUUCGCUGACCAGGCGGAGCGACCAGGAGGGGCUAGUGGGUCUCGUCAACUUCGGGCUGCGCAGCAUCGACCCCACACUCACCCGCCUCUUCGAGUGCAUGAGCCUGGCCUACAGUGGAAAGCUGGUGUCUCCCAAGUGGAAGAAUUUCAAAGGCCUCAAGCUGCUCUGCCGAGACAAGAUCCGCCUCAACAAUGCCAUCUGGAGGGCCUGGUAUAUCCAGUAUGUAGAGCGGAGGAAAAGCCCAGUAUGUGGCUUCGUGACUCCCCUGCAGGGACCUGAGGCUGACGAGCACCGGAAUCCUGAGGCGGUGGUCCUGGAGGGAAAUUACUGGAAGCGGCGCAUCGAGGUGGUGAUGCGCGAGUACCACAAGUGGCGCAUCUACUACAAAAAGCGGCUUCGUAAGUCCAGCAGGGAAGGGGAUCUCCUGGCCCCAAAGCAGGAGGAAGGGGGAUGGCAGCCACCAGAGCGAUGGUGUGAGCAGCUCUUCUCCAGCGUGGUGCCUGUGCUGCUGAGGGGUCCAGAGGAGGAGCCCGGUGGGCGGCAGCUUCUGGACAUGGAUUGUUUUUUGUCCGACAUCUCCGACACACUCUUCACCAUGACUCAGCCCAGCCCCACGCCCCUGCAGCUGCUCCCUGAAGAUGCCUACGUCAAUAAUGCUGACAUGAUCCAGCCGGAACUGGCGCCUCUGCAGCCCAGCCUGGAUGACUUUAUGGAAACCUCAGAUUUCUUCACCAGCUACCGUCCCCCACAGACACCCACGCCUUCAAACUUCCUGGAACCCUCCAGCUUUGGCCCCAUGGCUGACUCCCUUUUCAGCAGUGGGAUCCUGGGCACGGAGGUGCCCCCUGCCUCCUCGGGCAUGACCUACCUCUCAGGGCAUAACCGCCUGCAGGCUCGGAGCAGCUGCCCUGGUUCCGUGGACUCCAGUGCCUUCCUGAGCUCUGAUUUCGAUCUUCCUGAAGACGUUAAGCCCAAGCUCCCACCCCUACCCCUCUUUCAAUUCCCUUCCCCUGCCAAGGGGCCUGUCCUGGAGCCCUGCCCCCCACCCCUCUUCUCUCCUAUGUCUCCACCCCCUACUAUGCUGCAGGAAGAGCCUCUCUUCCCUCCCAGAUUCUCCUUCCCUACUGUCCCUCCUGCGCAGGGAGUGUCCCCAUUGCCUGCUCCCACGAUCUUCCCACUCAGCCCACAGCCUGGCCCAGGCCCUGACCCUUCCAACUUCCCCAUAGACCUUCAACCCUCUGGGUAUCCAGAGCCCCCAUUUGGGCCUCACUUCACAGUACCCCAAGGCCUACAGUCCAGAGGCAAGCUCCCCACACCAUCCCUUAGGGGGCAGAAACCCAGCUCCCCCACCUUGGUCCAUUGCAUUGCUGAGGGCAACAACCCCUGCCUCACACAGCUGCUCACAGCAGCCAAGCCUGAGCCUCCACUUGUGUCCUGCUGCCUCCUGCAGCCUACAGAGUCCCAGCAGGAGACGGUCCGUGAAUUCCCCUGCACCUUCUUUCCCCCGACCCCAGCCCCAACAUCACCCCAGCCACCUCCAGGCCUAGCCAUACUGGCCCCUCCCAGGCCUCUGAUUGUCCCCAAAGCAGAGCGGCUGUCGCCCCCAGCAAUCAGUGGUAAAGAGGGUUUGCAGGGGCUGGGGGACUUUAGGGGAUGGAGGGAGGGGAAGGAAGAAGGGAGAACUAUGUCUGCGGUCAGGAUGAGAGGGACAGAGCAAUGGGACCCUCUCCCCUGUGUGGGUCUGUCUGUGGGUUUGUCUGUCCCUGCCACAGGUGGUGAGCGACGGCCGUCUGGGGAGCUCAACUCCAUGCCAGGCUUGGGGAUUCUGAGUGUCCAAGUCUCUUCCCCUCAACCCAUCCUAAACCGGGGCCGCCUGGACAACAAGACUGAGAACCGGCGCAUCACACACAUCUCAGCAGAGCAGAAGCGGCGCUUCAAUAUCAAGCUGGGGUUUGACACUCUGCAUGGGCUGGUGAGCACACUCAGCGCCCAGCCUAGCCUCAAGGUCAGCAAAGCAACGACACUGCAGAAGACAGCCGAGUACAUCAUCAUGCUGCAGCAGGAGCGGGUGGCCUUGCAGGAGGAGGCCCAGCAGCUGAGGGAGCAGAUCGAGGAGCUGAACGCUGCCAUUAACCGGUGCCAGCAGCAGCUGCCAGCUACCGGGGUGCCCAUCACACACCAGCGUUUCGACCAGAUGCGAGACAUGUUUGAUGAUUAUGUCCGGACCCGCACACUGCACAACUGGAAGUUCUGGGUAUUCAGCAUCCUCAUCCGGCCUCUCUUCGAGUCCUUCAACGGGAUGGUGUCCACGGCAAGCUUGGAGAGCCUCCGCCAGACCUCGUUGGCCUGGCUGGACCAGUACUGCUCCCUUCCUGCUCUCCGGCCAACUGUUCUGAACUCCCUCCGCCAGCUGAGCACAUCUACCAGUAUACUGACAGACCCAGGCUGUAUACCGGAGCAAGCCACACGGGCAGUCACAGAGGGCACCCCUGGCAAACCAUCAUAGUGCUGACCAGACCCUGCUACUCACUCAGCGGCCCUGGGGCUGCCUUCUCUGGGCAUGGGCUCCAGGGACAACUCCUGGGCACUCCCCUCCUGCCCCAGGCCCUGGCUGUCCCCUGUCCUGCGCGUUAAGCAAGACCCAAGCCUCUUCCCAUCUCUUGGAAGCCAGGAAGAGCUGAGUUCCAGGCCCUGCUCUACCAGUGACUAACACUGUGACUUCGGGGACUCAGGAUUCCCUCUUUGGACCUCCAUUUUCUAGCCUGCAAAAUGGGGAUAGGGAAGCUUCAAGCAGAAGAUGAUCCCAAGGCCUUAGCAGCUUUGACACUUGGCGGUCUAAACUAGCAACUCAGAGAGCUUGAAGACGGGAAAGGGACAAUCCUAGUUCCCUGUCACUCUCACCUGCUCCCCCGACAGGUGGGACACAGGCCUCUGUUUCUGAGCAGGGAAGCAGAAAAGGAGGUUCCCUCUCUCUGCUCCUUACUGGUAACCUGGGGGCGUUUAUAGGAUAGUGUCUGGGGGGUGAAUGAGACCAGGAAGUUCUGAUCCCAGGAGCGAGCAGGGCAGGGUGUAGCCAAACCAGGGUAGACAUCUUGUGUGUGGAUGUGUGGAUGUGGAUUUUUUAAACAAUUCUUGACCAAUAAAAACAAAAAACUGUCUAAUAUUGUAU